Messenger RNA from Helobdella robusta, 846 nucleotides. RefSeq lists its product as hypothetical. The transcript has a single exon. Bases 1 to 846 code for a protein of 281 amino acids. The record is from RefSeq and is a predicted model, not a curated record. NCBI's taxonomy places the organism in Eukaryota, Metazoa, Annelida, Clitellata, Rhynchobdellida, Glossiphoniidae.
AUGGCUGAGAAAAAUAAAUGCCAAACUUGUAAUAAAGUUACCGGAGCAAAGGACAUACUACAUUGCAGAUUUUGUUGCUCAGCAGCUGUCCAUUGGAGAUGUAUUGGCAUGUCUGAUUCAACUAUGAAGGAGCUCCAGCAACCUAAUAAUUUUGUAUGGAUGUGCAACAGUUGCAUUGGGCAAAUUGAACUAUUCAGAUUAAACAGUCAACUGAAUGAGAUGUCUGUUGAAAUAAGGAAGUUACAGGAGAGCAAUGCCAAAAUCAGUGAUCAAGUUAACUAUAUACAGGACAAACUUGACAGUGGUGAGAUUGAUAAUAACUUUGGUGACAAAAUAACGACACUCCAGGAGAAUCUGAAGAAAUCUUAUGCAGAUACCCUGAAGGAUGUGGUAGUCGCAAACGUUGUGAAGGUUAAUAACAGGGUAACUAACAUGAACGAUGGUAUCCAAGCAUUAAAGGUGGAGGUCAUAAAGACGAAGGAAACAAUUCAGUCCAUCAGUGAAAUUGAGGAAAGAUCAUGCAAUUUGAUAAUCUUUAGAUUGAAAGAAAAUGUUGAUCUGAGUGUUAGUGAUGGCAGAAGGGAGGAUGAUGAAAACAUUUCACGUAUCCUUGGAACAAUAUUAAAGGACAAAGUUGAUAAAUUUGAUGUUGUUAAACAGUUUAGACUGGGCAAAAAAACCGAGAAAACCAGACCGCUGCUUGUCAGGCUGAAGUCUAAGUCUUUGAAAAAUUUGAUUAUGGAAAACUUGUCAAAUCUGAAGAAUCUUGAUGAAGAUUUGAGGGGGAUCAGCGUCGGGCAUGACUUGACAAAGGAGCAGAGAAAUGAUUGUAAAAAAACUGAUUGA